UUUAGACAUUACUACUGCAAGCUAGAGUCCACCAGAGUCCUAGAACUCUCACUUAGAAAGAAAGAGAAAUCAAGGUAGACUUCCCAGAGGAGGUAAUACUGACACGGUUUCAAACCGAACAACGUUCCAGAUGGAAUAGGUUAUGUGAAGGCUGAGACCAGCAGCAAGAUUCAUUUAGGAAAUGAAAAAAAUAAUCAACAACAAACCAUCGCAAACAGCCAAGUACCUCUCCAGAUAGUGGGAGGAAGAAGAGGCGGGACUGAAUACUACAGGCUGACCCUGCCAGGAUGGGACCUGGGAGGGAUCUGUGAGUUGAGGCAGAGGAAGGGACAGUAGCCUGAGGAUCUUCACGUGCAGGCACUUGGAGGAGGGAGGUCCAGGUCCCCAACCCCAGCGGAGAGCCAUGGGGCACAGGCGGCGAGGGUAGGCGGCGCGGCAGAUCGUGUGGCCAUGAACCAGCCGGCCCCUGGGGUUCCCCCACCACCCCGCCGUGUGCGGCUGAAGCCCUGGCUGGUGGCCCAGGUGAACAGCUGCCAGUACCCAGGGCUACAGUGGGUCAAUGGGGAAAGGAAAUUCUUCUACAUCCCCUGGCGCCAUGCCACAAGGCACGGCCCAAGCCAGGAUGGAGACAACACCAUCUUCAAGGCCUGGGCUAAGGAAACGGGAAAAUACACCGAGGGAGUGGAUGAGGCUGAUCCAGCCAAGUGGAAGGCCAACCUGCGCUGUGCCCUCAACAAGAGCCGUGACUUCCAACUCAUCUAUGAUGGGCCCCGGGACAUGCCACCUCAGCCCUAUAAGAUCUACGAGGUCUGCUCCAAUGGGCCUGCCCCCACAGAGUCCCAGCCCACUGAGGAUUACUCUCGGUGUGCAGGAGAGGAGGAAGAGGACGAAGAGGAAGAGCUCCAGAGGAUGUUACCAAGCCUGAACAUCACAGAAGCAGUGCAGCCCGCUCCUUCCAUGGCAGCCUUACCCAAAGAUAUCAAAUGGCCACCUGCUCUCCAGCCACCUGUUGGGCUGUGUCCCCCUGACCCAGACCCCAGCUGCCCAGCCCCUCCCCCUGGCAUUCCUGCUGGCUUUGGGCAGCUUCUCCCAGAGUCCUUGGCUGACAGUACACCUGCAAUGAGUGAACAACUCCUGCCUGACCUGCUGAUUAGCCCCCACAUGCUGCCUUUGACAGACCUGGAGAUCAAGUUCCAGUACCGAGGGCGGCCACCUCGAGCCCUCACCAUCAGCAACCCACAGGGCUGUCGCCUCUUCUACAGCCAGCUGGAGGCCACCCAGGAGCAAGUGGAACUCUUUGGCCCUGUGACCCUGGAGCAAGUGCGCUUCCCUAGCCCCGAAGAUAUCCCCAGUGACAAGCAGCGUUUUUAUACAAACCAGCUGCUAGAUGUCCUGGACCGGGGCCUCAUCCUCCAGCUGCAGGGCCAGGACCUAUAUGCCAUCCGCCUGUGCCAGUGCAAGGUGUUCUGGAGUGGGCCCUGCGCUGCAGCCCAUGACUUGUGCCCCAACCCCAUCCAGAGAGAGGUCAAGACUAAGCUUUUCAGCCUGGAGCAGUUUCUUAAUGAGCUCAUCCUGUUCCAGAAGGGCCAGACCAACGCUCCACCGCCUUUCGAGAUUUUCUUCUGCUUUGGGGAGGAGUGGCCUGACCGCAAGCCCCGGGAGAAGAAGCUUAUUACUGUACAGGUGGUGCCUGUGGCAGCUCGGUUGCUACUCGAGAUGUUCUCAGGGGAGCUUUCUUGGUCUGCUGACAGCAUCCGGCUACAAAUCUCAAACCCAGACCUCAAAGACCAUAUGGUAGAACAAUUCAAAGAGCUCCAUCACAUCUGGCAGUCCCAGCAGGGGUUGCAGCCUGCAGCCCAGGCACCUCCUGUGGCAGGGCUUGGUGCUGGCCAGGGCCCCUGGCCCAUGCACUCAGUUGGCAUGCAAUAGUGAGAGUGGCUGGCUGUCUUCCUGGGCAGCUGUAUGGACUGAAAGAGCAAUGUGGCAGCCCCGCCGGCCUGGCUGGCUAUCAGGUCCUACCUUUGGAUCUCCUGGAAGUGGAUUUGGGCCAAGGAUAAAGAGGCUUGCUGUUCCUGAAAAUCUUUGUUCUAACAGUUCUAUCUUCCUUAGGCUGGCUUCCCCUGUGCUUUGGAGAAACUCAGCCAGUAUCCGCAGUGAGCAAAGAGUGCCCCAACACUGGGCCUGAUUAUACAGGGUAAAUCCUGAAUGGCCCAUACUUACUAUUGCCCUAUUGCCUCUGGCAAAAAGAGCCAAGGAGUGGGCCACGUCCUGCCAAUAGGGUUUCUGUAGAGUAUAGGCCUGAUUUAGAGGUUUCUUAGUUUGAGUCUUGCUUCCAUACCUUUCUUCCUCUGAGAUGGCUCUGAGCCUUUAAAUAUUAGCAGACAAGGCCAGUACCUAACCCCCUUCUUCAGUCUAAGAAAAUGGAGUACAAAGAAUUUUAUGUAGCUUUAAAAUUAGUAUGUUUUUUCUGCUGAUACUGGGGCAUGAACUCAGAUCCUUAUGCUCUUGCUUAUCUUUUUUUUUUUUUUUUUUUUGGG
Molecule: messenger RNA, 2537 nt
Organism: Dipodomys spectabilis (banner-tailed kangaroo rat)
Lineage: Eukaryota; Metazoa; Chordata; Mammalia; Rodentia; Heteromyidae
Gene: Irf5
Product: interferon regulatory factor 5
Exons: 9
Coding region: 451-1929 (492 amino acids)
Biological process (GO): immune system process; regulation of transcription by RNA polymerase II
Cellular component (GO): nucleus
Molecular function (GO): protein binding; RNA polymerase II cis-regulatory region sequence-specific DNA binding; DNA-binding transcription factor activity, RNA polymerase II-specific
Source: RefSeq, a predicted model, not a curated record